AAUUACAUAGAAACAUUUGAAAAAAAAAUCAACAAAAAUCAAAAUUUGUGCUGCACCUUAACUCCAUUAGUUUCUCUAAUGUAUUCAAUAAACGAAUUACAAGAACUGUUCAAAUAAUACUCAUCAUUUUUGUAAUCGCCCCAGAUCUUUUAUCGUAAUCAAUACAAAUAAGUAGAACGUUAUCCGCUUUGUUAUGGCCGCGCAGUGCCAUAAACUUUAUCUUAGAAAAGAUGUCUGCUCCAAAAAAUUAAACUAGGAAUCAUGAAUAAUAUUCUCCACGUGGGAUUUCUCUGUGCCAGUCUGUUUGUUGCCGGUUCCUUCUGGCUCCUCCCUUCGGUUACUUCGGAAGAGGUUGAACCAGGGGAACGUCUGGCUCUGAUGAAACGAGGAAUGGCGUGGGACUUCACCAAAAAGGCGGGACCCUCAGAUGACAAACGAAGCAUGGCUUGGGACUUCGUGCGUCGUAGCGCUUCGGACGACGAUCAACCACUCUCGGAAGACAAAAAGGGAAUGGCAUGGGACUUCACGAGGAGAAGUCUCGACGACAAGCGGAACUCGUGGAGUUUCAUGCACCAACCUCCCCCCUACUAUGCCGCAGCAGACGAAAAGAGAGCCAUGGCAUGGGACUUCACCAAGAGAACACCUCAGGCUAAACGGGCAAUGGCAUGGGACUUCACGAAGAAAAAAUUUGACAAAAAACGUGCAAUGGCUUGGGACUUCACGAAGAAAAACACUGACGAUAAACGUGCGAUGGCUUGGGACUUCACGAAGAAAAAUCUUGACAAUAAACGUGCAAUGGCUUGGGAUUUCACGAAGAAAAACAUUGAUGACAAACGUGCAAUGGCUUGGGACUUCACGAAGAAAAACAAUGACGACAAACGUGCAAUGGCGUGGGACUUCACCAAAAAGAGUUUCAACGACAAUGGCGGUAAAAGAGCCAUGGCCUGGGACUUCACAAAGAAGAGCGCAGUUCCGAUAGAGAUGCCUGAAGGGUAUGAACAGAAAAGGGCAAUGGCCUGGGACUUCACCAGAUAGACAGGCAAAAAGGGAAUAGCCGAUUUGAUAAUUAUUCAUAGGACAAUAUGGAUCCAACACGCAAAAACCUCCCUAGAUUGGAAAAGAAAACACCCCGCUUUCUAGCAAACGACCAUCACAUCAACUAUUUUUCAUGAUAUUUUCAAAAAUUUGAUGAAUAUCAAUACGCCAAGCAAACAAAUAUUCUAAAUUCAGCUGUUU
This is a messenger RNA of Symsagittifera roscoffensis, 1236 nucleotides long. RefSeq lists its product as uncharacterized. The transcript is spliced from 4 exons. Bases 262 to 1035 code for a protein of 257 amino acids. NCBI's taxonomy places the organism in Eukaryota, Metazoa, Xenacoelomorpha, Acoela, Convolutidae. The record is from RefSeq and is a predicted model, not a curated record.